AUGGCACUGUCCGCACUAAUGCUGUGGUCCCUGCUCUUGGCCUGCUGGACCCUCCCUCCUGGCCUGGCUGAGGAGGAGUCCCUGAAUCUACUGGGAGGUGGAAACAGCUGCGAGGGCCUCCUACAGGUGGAGCACAGUGGGCAGCAGGGCCUGGUGUGUGGGGACACCUGGGGCCUAGAGGAGGCAUCAGUGACCUGCAGACAGCUCGGCUGUGGCCCCGCACGGUCAGCCACCAAGUACAUUCUGAAGUACCAGGAGACAGAACAGCUCUGGCUGCACAAUGUCCACUGCCAUGGUGGGGAAGCUUCCCUCUGGGAGUGCUCCCUGGGGUCAUGGGAGCUGCAGAGCAGCUGCAGGUGCAAGUGUGUGGUGUUCAUAACCUGCUCAGGUGGUACCACACAGCAAAUUGGGCUCAGUGGCGGUGGCAGCCCCUGUGCCGGGAUCCCUGAAGUGGUGAGCCCAACCAGCCCUGCCCUGAGGUGUGACUUGCACAGGGAGGAAGCAAACGUGUUCUGUAGACAACUGGGAUGUGGCACAGCCGUGCAAUGGUCCAAAGUCUACCAUGGAGCGGACGCUGGGGACAAGAAGACGGUGACUUGCCAGGGAACAGAGUCCAGCAUCUUCGACUGCAUGGUCAACCUGAACUACCUAGAGCAGUGUGUCCUUUCAACCUACACUGAGGUGGUGUGCACAGGACACACGGAGGCCCGGCUGGCCGACGGCGACCACCCCUGCGCCGGGAGCCUGGAGGUGAGGCGGGGCCUGACCUGGGAGCUGCAGGGCGCGGCGGCCGUGUCCACGCCCAGCGGCGCCCGCUUCGGCCGCGGCUCCGGGCCCGUGUGGAGCGAGGCCUUCCGCUGCGUGGGCAACGAGUCGCUGCUGUUCCACUGCCCGCGGGGUCGUGGGCACCAGUGCGGGCACAGCCGGGACGCUGGGCUCACGUGUGCGGGGGACAAGUUCCGGCUGGUCAAUGGCAGCAGCAGCUGUGAGGGCCGCGUGGAGCUCCUGGUGCAGGGGACCUGGGCUCCCCUCUGCGCUGCCCACUGGGACUUAGCAGAUGCCACCGUACUAUGCCACCAGCUCAACUGUGGCAAUGUGGUGGCCACACCCCAAGGAGGCCAUUUUGGGGAAGGGGACGCUCCCGUCUGGCCGGAGGUGUUUCAUUGUGUGGGGACAGAGUCCCAUUUGUUGAACUGCCCAGCGAACACUCUGGGGGCCCCAUCCUGUGCCCUGGGAAACGUGGCUGCCGCCGUCUGCUCAGGUCUCCCCCACGCGCUGCGGCUGAGGGACGGACAGAGCCGCUGUGACGGCCGUGUGGAGGUCUCCCUGGCCGGUGUGUGGGGCCGCGUCCUGGACGACGGCUGGGACCUGCGAGACGCCGGGGUGGUGUGCCGGCAGCUCGGGUGCGGACAGGCUGAGCGAGCCUACGAUGCGCCUGCCCCCGGCCGCGGGGCCGUCCCGGUGGGUCUGAGCCACGUGCGCUGUCUGGGCAUCGAGACCCAUCUGACCCAGUGCAACGUGUCCGCAUUCCCGCUGGUGCCCGCGGGGACUUCGUGGGACGCGGGUGUCGUGUGCUCUGGGAGCCGCGGGGUGCGGCUGGCCGCGGGGCCUGGCCGCUGUGCGGGGCGUGUGGAGCUGCUCCACGGGGGCGCGUGGGGCACCGUGUGUGACGACGCCUGGGACCUGCUGGACGCGCACGUGGUCUGCAGGCAGCUGGGCUGUGGCCGUGCGCUCAGUGCCCCGGGGGAUGCCCACUUCGGGGCCGGUGCAGGGCGCAUCUGGUUGGACGAGCUGGGCUGCCGGGGCAACGAGUCUGCGCUGUGGCAGUGCCCAUCCGGGGGCUGGGGCCGGCACGACUGCGGGCACAAGGAGGACGCCGGGGUCUUCUGCUCAGAGUUCACGGAUCUGAGGCUGCAGAACCACAGCCGGCCAUGCGCAGGGCGCCUGGAAGUUUUCUACAACGGGACGUGGGGAGGCGUCUGCCAGACUCUGAGCCCUGCCUCCCUGGGGAUCCUGUGUGGGCAGCUGGGCUGUGGUUCCCGGGGGCAGCUGCAGCCCAGGGCAGCGAGCCGGCCUCCCCCUGGGGCUCUCUGGUUGGCCUCCAUUCAGUGCAGGGAGAGGCAUGACAGGUCCCUGUGGCAGUGCCCGUCAGACCCCUGGAACCAGCAGUCCUGCUCCAGUGGGGAGGAAGCCUGGAUCGUGUGCGCAGAAAAGGCAGGAGAAGCUCCCGAGGCCCCCGGGCAGACCCUCAACUGCUCGUCCACGCUGAGCUGCCCAGGGGAGGGCGCGGUGCGCCUGCGCGGGGGCGCGGACGGCUGCUCCGGGCGCGUGGAGCUGUGGCACGCGGGCUCCUGGGGCACCGUGUGUGACGAUUCCUGGGACCUGGCGGAUGCGGAGGUCGUGUGCCGCCAACUGGGCUGUGGCCGGGCCGUGGGCGCCCUGGGGAAGGCCGCCUUUGGCCCCGGCUCAGGGCCCGUGUGGCUGGAUGAGGUGGGGUGCCGGGGCAGCGAGGCGUCCCUGUGGGGCUGCCCGGCCGAGCCGUGGGGACGCGGGGACUGCGCGCACAAGGAGGACGCGGGCGUGCGCUGUGCUGAGGGGGUGUCUAACUUCGUGGAUGGACAGUCUGCACCUGAAGAGGAAGGAGGCAGCGGAUCGCUUUCUCAGGGUUAUGAUGAGGCUGCGUUUCCGCCGGAGGAGAUGACACUGUAA
Molecule: messenger RNA, 2709 nt
Organism: Galeopterus variegatus (Sunda flying lemur)
Lineage: Eukaryota; Metazoa; Chordata; Mammalia; Dermoptera; Cynocephalidae
Product: scavenger receptor cysteine-rich domain-containing protein SCART1-like
Exons: 12
Coding region: 1-2709 (902 amino acids)
Cellular component (GO): membrane
Source: RefSeq, a predicted model, not a curated record